CUUCUCCACACCUCAACUCUCAACUUCAAUCUCUCCACUUCUCUGCCGCUUUCUCUCUCCUCCACCCCCCUUAAACCCUAACCAUAACUCUCUCUAUAUCAAACACUGACACCUAUAACACCCUCAACGACCCUCUGUCGCCCAUACCCUCAUACGAAAAUUCUUCCUAUGCUCUAACACAACCCAACAAAAUGCUUCCUCAAUACUUUAUAGUACUUUCUCUUCUUUUUUGUUCUUUUUCAACAAAUUUCUGGGUUUCAAAAUCUGAGGAGUCAUCGAUAUAUGAUGUUCUCCAAUCCAAUGGGCUUCCAAUGGGAUUGCUCCCAAAGGGUGUGAAAAACUUCACUUUGGACGACUCUGGAAGAUUCGAGGUCUAUUUGGAUCAAGCUUGCAAUGCGAAGUUUGAGAAUGAAUUACACUACGAUAGAAAUGUUUCGGGUACUUUGACUUAUGGGCAGAUCGGUGGGCUGUCCGGUUUAUCUGCGCAAGAUUUGUUUCUGUGGUUCCCUGUGAAGGAAAUUCGGGUUGACAUACCGCCUUCUGGGUUGAUUUACUUCGAUGUUGGUGUUGUUUCCAAGCAAUUUUCUCUCUCUUCGUUUGAAACGCCACGGGAUUGUACGGCUGUUCAGCUGAAUGAUCCUGAAAGCUGGGAGCUCAUGGAUAAAAUGGUGUCUAAGAGUCAGCUCUGAUACCGUGUUAAUCAGAAAGCAUUUGCAAGAGCUAUUUUGUGAAUUGUUGAGUUGAAAUAUAAUGAUUCAGGCUGCACGAUAGCUUAAUCAUGUCAGGGGUUCCAUUCAUUGUAUGUAUAGCAGAUCCUAUGCGUCAUUCCAGUGUGCUUGCUUGCGGUUUCUUGUAUAGUGCUGAGUCUGCCAACUCCUCAUCAUACCAGCUCCUGUUAUGCAAAAAUUACCUGUGAAUUGAACUUUGAAGAAGGUAAACAUGAGACAAUACGAACUCAUCGGGGUCUUAGAAAUGCUUAGAAGGACACAGGGACAUAAGCAUACGGGUGCAUCAGGUCAAGGUGAUCAGGUGAUAAAUCUGCAAGAGUUUGUUUUUUUGUAUUGAAUUCAUUACGAAUAUGUUCAUAAGAAUGGUGGUUGUAUCGUUUUUCUCUUUGUAGUGUAAAUGUUUUUUUUUUCUUUCCGGAAAGUAGUAUAAAUGUUAGUUGAUGAGAUAUACAUACUUCCAUGAUGGAAGAAAUAAGAAAUAAA
This is a messenger RNA of Ilex paraguariensis (yerba mate), 1211 nucleotides long. The record is from the annotation of a GenBank genome assembly. Lineage: Eukaryota; Viridiplantae; Streptophyta; Magnoliopsida; Aquifoliales; Aquifoliaceae.